AUGUUUGCGGAAAUAUCGUUGGUGGUGUCGGAUAAGGUUGAAUAUUGUUUUUGUCGAAUAAGUCGAAUAAUAUUCACCGAUUUAUUUUCCCUACCUAACAUGAGUCACACUAAGAAAACCUAGUCCUAUGAGAAAGAGAAAAGAAAGAUUUGGAUGGCCUGAUCUUCGGGUCAUCCUGAAGAUUGUGGAAUAUUGUCUGAAUUUCGGACAAUAUUCCCAGCAGACGAUAAAUAUGAAUUGAUUAGAGUAUAGAGUCUUGAGAUAUAGAAUGUGAGAUUGGGGACGAGUUCAAAAAAUCUCGUGGUUCCUCCAUGUGAGGUGCUAGGCAGCCUCCUGCCCAAUCUCACUAAGUCAUGAAAUGAAUAAUAUAAGUAUUUAUUAUAAAAGAUAAAAGGAAUAAAUAUAUGGUUAAAUGUAGAAUAAAUAUAGAAGCGUCGUCAUCUGCUGGGUGACGAUUGGGAAGACUGACCCUCCUUGUGGGCGGAGCCUAGACGUUGCCAGUUGUGUCUGGGGGCGUGACAAGGAACAAUUGUUAAAUGUAGAAAGUGAGUCGAUUGAACUGUUGAAUAUUUUAUAUAUGUAGUGGAAAAACGAUUUUCAUACAGGCAUAUUAAUGAAAUUGUUUGGGAAGUUAAAGAAGAUGGAAAGUUAUUCGAUGUAAUUGCCAAAUAUGCGAACGAAUAUAUUGAGAAGUUUGGGAAGAAUUUGAAGCGCUUUGAGGUGGAAUUGGUAAGCUUUUUUAUUUUUUUUUUUCAAAAAUCGAACUAAAUAUCCUUAUUUUUUAGGGUUGCAAAGCCAAAUCACAUCUUAUUCGCAAAAUUCGACUUCGAAAUAUGAGAAAAUUGGAAGAACUUACCAUUUAUGGAACUCCACGUCAAGUCUGCAUGUUGAAAUACAAAUUCGUCGAUUUCGACCAAAUCAAAUGCGUCAAAUCGAACCUAGUAUUACCAGCAACUGUUUUGAGCUUUGAUCAGUUGAUUCAGUUGAAAGCGGAAAGUAUUAGUAUUUAUAUGAUGGACUUGACACCGAAAGAUAUUAAUCAAUAUAUCAAAUAUUGGCGUGAUGGAAAAUUGAACGCGAAUUUGAAAUAUGUUGUGAUACAAGGAGGAUUUAGUGAGAAAAAUAAGAAAAGAAAAGAUGUUGAAGUCGAUUUAGAUGGGCUGGAAUUGGAAAAGUGCCAAGACUCGUAAGAUUUUGAAAAUGUUCAACUCACAAUUCAUUAUUUUCAGUUAUUUUAAAAAACAAUACAUUUUAAACUACAACAAAACUCAAAAGGCUCGAUUGGAAUUGGAUGAUAAAAGGUGGUUCACUAUGAAUAUACAAGACAUUUCAAAAUAGAUAAGUUAAUUUUUUUUAGAAAUAUUUUUAUACUGUAAUGAACCAAUUCUGUUAAAAAAAAGCCCUGCUUUUUUGCGAGUUUUUUUUAGUUUCUGUUUGUUUUUUUGUGAUUUUUUGCAAGGUUUUCUUUCUGGGGGACGGCUCUGAUUUUUUUUGGUCUGGAUGACGUGGAGAAUCAGAUUAUCUGGGUCACGUGGAAAUGAUUUUGUUCUGCAGAUUUUUAUGCCGAAAAAAUGACGUGGCAACGGGGAAAUUUCGGAAUUUGAAAAUUCCUUCGUUUUUUUAGAAAUGUAAAAUAAUUUAGAUGGGUUAGUUAUGACGUGGCAAAUUGUUGUAUUCGUAAAACUUAUUCAAUUUUACCUUCUGAAUUCUAAUUUGUUAUUUUCAGUUUGCUCAAAAAUAACUAUGACGUGGCAAUUUGAAUCUAAGCCUAAAAUUCUGAUUUUUUCCCAGAAUUCGUUUUCCCUUAUAAUAUUAGCCUCCAAGUUUCCUCAAAAAACAAGUUUUGCGGAUUAACCUCCUUUUUUUCCCCAAAAUCCCCUCCCUCCCGCUAGGAUCCAUUUUCUCACAAACCAAAAUGCGCCACCUAAUCCCCAUCCUCCUUUUCCUAAUUUCAAUUCCCCUAAUAUCCACAUUCUUCUUUCCCUCCUCAACGCAAGGAUGUAGCUCAAGCUCUUGCGGUUGCGCUGCUCCGCCAACUUGCGCACCUCCCCCAAGAUGUGCACCGAUUGCCACGUGUUAUCAGCCAGCAUGUUCGAGUUGCGCGGGAAAACGAAAGAAGCGAGAGGUUUUGAGCAAUGCCACGUAUUUGGCGGAUCAUGGUGAGUUGAUUUUUGGUUUUUUUUUUAAUAUUUUACCUGAACUUGUGUAUGUAGAUUGCUCGAGAAUGCCACGUGUCAAGAGACAGGGAAAUUUGGAGGUGAACAAAUGUAAUAGUGAGGAGUUGCGGAAGAUUAUCGAGAAUAAAAUUGAUCGGGUUACGGCGAUUGCAAAGCGAAGAAUUCAGGAAGAAGCGGAAAGAGUGAUGGGUGGAAGGUAG
This is a messenger RNA of Caenorhabditis angaria, 2377 nucleotides long. The record is from the annotation of a GenBank genome assembly. NCBI's taxonomy places the organism in Eukaryota, Metazoa, Nematoda, Chromadorea, Rhabditida, Rhabditidae.